Molecule: messenger RNA, 3958 nt
Organism: Limulus polyphemus (Atlantic horseshoe crab)
Lineage: Eukaryota; Metazoa; Arthropoda; Merostomata; Xiphosura; Limulidae
Product: forkhead box protein O-like
Exons: 2
Coding region: 691-2562 (623 amino acids)
Biological process (GO): regulation of transcription by RNA polymerase II
Cellular component (GO): nucleus
Molecular function (GO): RNA polymerase II cis-regulatory region sequence-specific DNA binding; DNA-binding transcription factor activity, RNA polymerase II-specific
Source: RefSeq, a predicted model, not a curated record
UACAGCGGUGGACUGUCAGUUUUCUUCCAACGAUUGAGCCUGAGUGGUUGCAGGACUAUAUUGAAAAAAGAUCUUACCGUAUACGUGUGAACCACGGAAAGCAACCCGAGCACGUGCUUUUCCACCCAUCUAUGGUGCACAAUUCGAGAAUUCCUUUGGGCGUGUGGCGCGACAGGCUCACUGGUGAACAAACACGUUGCUGCAAUCAAAGUGGUUCGAAUCUCCUGUACAGUAUAAACUUUUGAGGCUGUUUAUGUAUAUAGUCAUGUUUAUCUCUCACACGGGGAUCAAGAUUAAGACAGUGACGAGUUAUUUUCGUUUGUAUAAAUCCGAUUUAUUUUACGCUUUUCGUAAGCCACCGCUUUAUAAGCACAUCUUAGUCUCGGAUCUACCUAUAUUUCGACAUAUAUAGUAUACUGGCUUCUUUUGCUACUCAAGCAAGUGUAAAUACGGAGAGAAUAUUCCAAGAUAUAUUUCCUUAUAUGUUUGAAUAAACACAGAUUUGUCGAAGAGCGGAAUUGAUCGGGUGAGCAUUUCAGAACUUUCAAAGUUGGUGUAGUUGUGUAAAAACUUUUUUAAUCACAAGACUGAAUUAUUUUUAAAGUUGAAAUCCGUCUAUCGGUCUUCCCGUAGUGUUGGAAAUGUCUAAUAAUACUGUUUAAAUCAUUUAGGAACUUUAGAAUAAAAAAUAUGGACUCAUAUGAGACAGACUCAAAUUUUGAGCCCCAGAUUCGAACUCGUUGUAACACAUGGCCAUUGCCUCGCCCGGAAAAAGACGACGAGGAGAAGCCUACGAUUCCCGCUACAGUCUACGAGCACGCGCAGUCUCCAGCGGAGACAAAUGGUCAGCCACAGCGGAAAAACUCUGCACGCAGAAAUGCAUGGGGAAGCAUGUCGUACGCUGAUCUAAUUACACAAGCUAUACAGGCGUCGCCAGAAAAACGACUAACCCUAUCUCAAAUCUACGACUGGAUGGUCCAAAAUGUGCCCCAUUUCAAGGACAAGGGAGACAGUAAUAGUUCGGCUGGUUGGAAGAACUCCAUUCGUCACAAUUUGUCCCUGCACAACCGUUUCAUGAGAGUACAGAACGAAGGCACCGGGAAGAGUUCAUGGUGGAUGCUUAAUCCUGAUGCCAAGCCUGGUAAAGUUGCUCGUAGGAGAGCCACCAGCAUGGAGACCCCAAAGUACGAGAAGAAACGUGGUCGGGCCAAGAAGAGUGUAGAUACGUUAAGAAGUGGACUGGAGCUUACACCUAGUCCCAACUCAUCUUUUUCAGAAAGAUUGGACACGUUUCCUGAAUCCCCAAUACACCAAACAUUCCACUUAAGUCCAGAUUUCCGUCCAAGUGCAUCCUCCAAUGUCAGUUCGUGCGGUCGACUCUCCCCAGUACAAACUGUAAACACUGACAUGCAGGACAUCCAGGUGUCGCCUCCACCAUGGGGUUCUUGUUUGAGCACCUCGGGUGAUUCUAAAACUUAUGGACAACCCUCUGAUAGGCUCGAUAGGUACUGUGCUGACCAAUUGGUAGGCUCUCUAGAUGGACCCCCCUCUGAUGGACUGGAUAGGUACCGCGCUGAACAACUAGUAAGCUCUCUAAAUGGACCCUCCUCUGAUGGACUGGAUAGGUACCGUGCUGACCAACUGGUAGGUUCUUUAGAUGGACCCUCCUCUGAUAGAUUGGAUAGGUACCGUGCUGACCAACUGGUAGGCUCUCUAGAUGGAACCCCCUCUGAUGGACUAAAUAGGUAUCGUGCUGACCAGCUGGUAGGCUGUCUGGAUGGACCUCUCUCCGAUGGAUUAGGUAGGUACCGCGCUGACCAACUGGUAGACUCUCUAAAUUUAGCGAUGAAGUUGGAGACUGGAGAUAGGUCCUACUUGGUCGAUUGUGGGCUAAGAACCAGUCCAAACAGACAGUUGUCCAGUGGGGUCACUUCUCUUAACAACACUACUUACAAUCUAGGGAUCUAUGGCCAUGGAAAUAACGAUUAUCACUCCUCCUAUCAACCUUCUGGCAGCAAUAGCCCUACUUUAAUACCACUCCAACUUCAACAACAAAGCAUGCAACAUACAUUUAAGGAUAUCUCUUAUACACUGGCCAACUCUCAAACCUUUUGUACCGUCCAGAAAGCACAGUCACUUUCUUCGAGCCAUAGCCUCGGCCAGUUGGCACAACAACAUCAAAAUUCUUCGGGUUUAACUUCAAGAAGGCAAACAAACUCAAACAGCUAUUGCUUCCCUCUAUCAAGAGAUUUCCCUAUUCCAACCUCAUUGAAUCAGAGAGAGAGCAUUCAUGCAACAACGACCUCUUUCGGAAAUACAGCAAGUCAUGUAAUGGGUCAUCUUUUAUCUCUGAACAACGUAAUACCGACCGACCUUGAUCUUAACUUUGAUAUGAUCCAAGAAGGUCUGGAAUGUGAUGUAGAGCAGGUCAUCCGCCACGAAUUAAGCGUAGACGGAAAUUUAGAUUUCAAUUUUGACACCAUGAACACUAAUUCUUCUGUUGUACCUCCUCAUCAAACUACAGUAACGGCAACCAAGGGCACACGACCCUGGGUACAUUAAGUUUCAAUUUAAAUAUUUUGAAUAUUCAGAGGAUACCUAUUUUCUUGUUUAAGGUUAUGCCUAAAACGUAGUUAAACAGCGUACUUCUUUAAGUACGUAAAUGAGCAGUUAAAUGGUUCUUAUUGAAGAUCUACCAAUAUAUUGCUAUCUAUUAUACGGUACCAUCCUGUUCUUUUAAAGUAAAGAGACAUAUAAAACAGCCAUUUCCAAGAGCCUAAUAAACCCGCUUAGUCGCCUGUACUCCUGUGUUGUAUAAUAUAUUGCUCCAUUGUUGUUCGUUACUCUUGAUGAAUCUAUAAGUAUUGCUGUGAUUGCGUUUGUAUAUAAGAUUAUUAAAUUUAUGAGAAAUAUAACUAAAGAUACGAAUUAAAAUUAUAAGAAUUAAAGACGAAAGACUGGUGUUAUCUGACGUGAAUUAAGUUUGGGUAUUUCUAAGACCACUGGACUGUUUGGUUCAUGAAUGUAGAAAAUUGAAUUCAGGCAAGAGGCAGAUAAGAAAGAUUUUUCUUCUGUUACAAGUGUUGUGACUUACACUGUUUUAAAAAUAGUAAUUACUUUUCAAUCCUAGCUCCUCAGGGAGAAAAGAAAGGAAAACAAUAGGUUUCCUUUUUCUUCUAUUUACUUUAUAUUUGGAGUAAUAUUCGCAGUUCUGAUGCUUAUAUUUCUUAAAACAUUCGUACCUGCUUUAAUAUGGCGCAAAAUUCGUGAUCUUGAAUGUUUUAUUUUAGUGUAAAAUGCGUAAUUUUAACUGAUUUAAUUUUACGCAAAAUUCAUGAUUUUGAUUUCAUGUGACAUUUGUAGUUCUGACUGAUUUAAUUUUGCGUUAUUUUGAUUGCUUUAAUUUGAUGUAACAUUGUUAUUCUGACUCCUUUAAUUUUGUGAAACAUCAAUGGCUUUCACUAAUUGAAUUUGGUAUAGCAUUUGUGAUUUUCACUAAUUUAAUGUGUUUGAACAUCCAUGAUUUUAUAAAGAAUUGUAGUUCAUUUCUUAACCUCUUAUUUGAAUUAAAUAUUUCCACUAUGCAUAAUGUCAUAAAUAGAUAAAAUAUUAUGCUGUAUUUUAUACAGUGGUAAUUAUUGAUAUGUUGAAUAUACUUUAAAUUAAGUAAAUUAAACGUGUCUCAAUUUUAGGAUACUAUGUCGUUUUCACCACGCGGUAAAAGUUGAGAUUUGAAACCAAUAUAACUUACAAUAAAUUAAUUCUAUCACCACAAGAUGUCUCAUUCGAGAGUUCUGUGAAUGAUUGUUGGAUGGAGUGAUAAAAACAUAUGGAAACGUUAAAUUCACGCAGUUUUUUGCAGGUCAUAACUUAUAUGAAAUGUUAUUCAAAGUUCUUUACAUAUGUGUUGAAUUAUGUUCCCUUUCCUUGAUGAAAGCAAAACAUUUUUUUUUUUUUU